Molecule: messenger RNA, 4343 nt
Organism: Triticum aestivum (bread wheat)
Lineage: Eukaryota; Viridiplantae; Streptophyta; Magnoliopsida; Poales; Poaceae
Product: protein argonaute MEL1
Exons: 26
Coding region: 16-3963 (1315 amino acids)
Molecular function (GO): RNA binding; protein binding
Source: RefSeq, a predicted model, not a curated record
GCUCUCUCUCCCGCCAUGUCCUACCGCGGAGGCGGAGGCCGGGGCGCGCCGGCGGGAGGAGGGCGUGGGGCCACGGGCAGGCCGCCUCCGUGCGCGUCCUCGGCGCCUCGCCCCGCCGCGACGACGCCCGUGGUGGCCGACAACCCCAACGCCACGGGGCCGCACCAGGGCGCCUACCAGCACGGCGUCGUCGUCCGCAACCCCUCGCCGGCACCCUACGCCACCGUCGGCGCGCCUUCCCCGACGCCGGUCACCAUCCGCGCGCCCUCGCCCACGCCGGCCACCAUCCGCGCCCCUGCUCCGACGCCCUCGCCGGCCGCGCCCCCGUUCCAGCCGGCCCGCGUCUCCGCCCCCGCUCCGGCUCCAUCGACCCCCGCUGCCGUCGCCAAGGAGCUGGAGCAGAAGCUCUUCCUCACGGAGACCGCGCUGGCGCCGCCCGCCGCGGCGGCGGUCGCGGCGACGCAGCCCGAGGAGGAGAAGGCCCCCGAGGUGGACCUGGCGCCGGUGUCCAAGAAGGGGCUCGCCCACCCCGCGCGGCCCGGCGCCGGCACCGUGGGCAAGAAGGUGAUGAUCCGCGCCAACCACUUCCUCGUCAACGUCGCCGACAACAACCUCUUCCACUACGAUGUUUCCUACAACCCGGAGUCAAAAUCAAGAGCUGUGAACAGGGAGGUACUCAGUGAGCUAAUCAAGUUGCACGGGAAGACGUCCCUUGGCGGCAAAUUGCCUGCCUAUGAUGGAAGAAAGAGUCUCUACACUGCAGGCUCACUCCCUUUUGAGUCUGAGGAGUUCUCUGUUACACUGGUUGAUCCCGAAAAGAAAGACAAAGAAAAGGCUGAAAGGGAGUACAAGAUCACCAUUAGGAUUGCUGGGAGGACAGACCUGUACCACCUCCAGCAGUUCCUCAAAGGAAGACAGAGGGAUAUGCCUCAAGAAACCAUCCAAGUUCUUGAUGUUGUCCUCAGGGAGUCACCAUCCUGGAACUAUGUCACAGUGUCCAGAUCCUUCUUCUCCACCACCUUUGGUCACAGAGGAGACGUUGGUGAAGGAUUAGAGUGCUGGAGAGGUUACUACCAGAGCUUACGUCCAACCCAGAUGGGGCUGUCACUCAAUAUAGAUAUAUCUGCAACAUCCUUCUUCAAGCCUGUGACAGUGGUCCAGUUUGUGCUAGAGUUCCUCAACUUACGUGAUGCCUCGCGGCCUCUGACAGACAGGGACCGUGUUAAGAUAAAGAAAGCACUCCGUGGGGUGCGUGUCGAAACAAACCACCAGGAAGACCAAAUCAGAAGAUACAAGAUAACAGGGAUUACUCCUGUUCCCAUGAGCCAGCUCAUAUUUCCUGUUGAUGAGAGAGGAACAAGAAUGUCAGUUGUUCAGUACUUCAUGCAAAGAUACAAAUACAAUCUGCAGUAUACUUCUUGGCCCUGCUUGCAGUCUGGAAGUGAUGCUCGGCCUGUGUAUCUGCCUAUGGAGGCGUGCAAGAUUGUUGAAGGGCAAAGGUACUCUAAGAAACUGAAUGACAAGCAGGUCACCAACAUACUUAGAGCUACCUGUCAACGUCCCCAGCAGAGGGAGCAAAGCAUUCGUGAGAUGGUUCUGCACAACAAGUAUGCUGAGGACAAGUUUGCUCAGGAGUUCGGUAUCAACGUCUGCAGUGACCUGGUCUCUGUUCCAGCCCGUGUGCUGCCUCCCCCCAUGUUGAGAUAUCAUGAUUCUGGAAAGGAGAAAACUUGUGCGCCAAGUGUUGGACAGUGGAGCAUGAUUAACAAGAAAAUGAUCAAUGGAGGAAUCAUAGACAACUGGGCCUGUGUGAGUUUUUCACGCAUACCUCCUGAGGAGGUACACAGGUUCUGUUGUGAUCUGAUUCAGAUGUGCAAUAUGACUGGAAUGUCUGUCAAUCCAAGGCCACUUGUAGACAACCGAUCAGCUAACCCCAACCACAUCGAGAAUGCCUUGAGGGAUGUCUACAGGAGGACUACCGAAAUGCUUGGAAAACAGGGACACGAAAAACAGCUACAACUGUUAAUCGUAAUCCUACCUGAAGUCAGUGGUUCUUAUGGGAAAAUCAAGAAGGUUUGCGAGACCGACCUUGGGAUCGUGUCUCAGUGUUGCCUGCCAAGGCAUGCUGCCAGACCGAACAAGCAAUAUCUGGAGAAUGUUGCACUCAAAAUCAAUGUGAAGGUCGGAGGACGCAACACAGUUCUGGAGAGAGCUUUUGUGCGAAAUGGCAUACCGUUUGUGUCCGAAGUCCCAACAAUCAUCUUUGGUGCUGAUGUUACACACCCCCCACCUGGAGAGGACUCUGCAUCAUCUAUUGCUGCGGUGGUGGCAUCAAUGGACUGGCCAGAGAUCACCAAGUACAGAGGUCUUGUCUCUGCUCAACCACACAGGCAGGAGAUAAUCGAAGAUCUCUUCAGUGUCACCAAAGAUCCGAAGAGGGGUAAUGUCAAUGGUGGCAUGAUCAGGGAGUUACUGAUUGCAUUCCGCAGGAAGACAGGCCGGAGGCCUGAGAGGAUACUCUUCUACAGGGAUGGCGUAAGUGAAGGCCAAUUCAGCCAUGUUCUGCUUCAUGAAAUGGACGCAAUCAGGAAGGCCUGCGCCUCAUUGGAGGAGGGGUAUAUGCCCCCAGUCACCUUUGUGGUUGUCCAGAAAAGGGAUCACACCAGGCUGUUCCCUGAUGUUCAUGGGAGGCGUGAUAUGACUGACAAGAGUGGGAACAUACUUCCUGGAAGUGUGUUUGAACUCAUGACCUGCCACCCAACAGACUUUGGCUUUUACCCGUGCAACAAUACCAACAUACAGGGAACAAGUUGUAAUUACCAUGUUCUUUAUGAUGAGAACAAUUUCACGGCUGAUGCGCUUCAAUCCCUGACGAAGAAGCUCUGUAAUACCUAUGCUCGGUGCGUUCCAGGACUCUCCACAGUGGCACCGGCUUUUUAUGCUCAUGUAAAAGCUAGAGUCUGUACUCGCCACUACAUGGAAGGGGACGGCUCAACUGGGGAACUAAAUAUUAAACUUCUUGGUGGUGGUGACAAUCCGGAUACUGGAAGGUCUCGUAAAAGGCCUCGUGAGGAAGAAUCGGGUUCUUCAUCUCAAUCGGCCGAUCACCCAACUUUGGGAGGCAACAGAAUAUCCAACAUAAGUAAUGCCGGUCGCGUCCCUUUUGUGGACUAUGUUAAAGCACAUCGCGGUAGUUUCAUCGUCAAAGUAGGAGUUCAGGACUGUACCUCUACAGUUGUAGGUAGAAAGGAAGAUAGAUAUGAUUUUGCCGACAUCGGUAGGGUACUCGGUAGUAGUUUUCUUAUAGCUUACUUUGACACACACAAAGAGAACUUGACGUGGGGUGGAGAAUUGAUGUUUGAAGAUAUUGAAGUAAGCUAUGGUCGAAUCGUGGUGAAUAGAAAGCCAAGAGUGGCUACGAGUCAAGAUGAUUUUGACAAGGAUAUCCAUGUCCUCGUAUUAAUGUUGACAGGUACAUUCCUUCCAAAGGGGAAGAAUUUACCAUACUUUGAAGGCUUUCUUACAUUUAUCGAGAAGAGCAAAUUUAGAAAUCAUCCAGAACUGCUACCGUACAAGCGGCACCCCUUGGUUUUUAUGUCCCCACUAGAAAGAGCUGCUGCUUUGGAUAAUCUUUUGAAGAUUUAUUUCCGGCUCAAUGGUACUCAGCAGAAGGCUUUCCGGUCAACAUUGGCCAGCAUCGAUUGCCCCAACUGGCCUGCUGCAAAAAGUUACUGCAUUUUUGAACCUCUGGUUACUUAUCAAGUGAACAAGCGUGGCUUCGAUACAUACCUAGAAGAGCACUUUGAUUGUUUACUCAUUUUGCGAAACCAUAAUGAGCACGGCAAAGUGUUGGAAUGGGAAUUGCUUGACUAUGCCUCAGUUGCGUGCUUCGGAGAUUUUGUUCAGGAUUCUUUCUUGGGUCUUAUGCUAAAGGGCUAUGAAGUUCAUAAAGCCCUUGCUUAAAGGCAUUUGGCAGGCAGAAGGUGGAGCCUGAGGUCAAGGAGGAGACUCCGGGUGUGAUGCCAGAAGUACCAGCGGCAACUGAGUCUCAGUGAAGGCGUCCUGAGCUCGUGAUCGUCUUCCAUGAAUCUGAAGCUUCAUUCACUGAGAGUUGUGAGGUCUUAUAAGCAUAGAGUUAUCUUUUGGUUUUGUCCUUGUCUUUGCUUAGUUGGGACAUACAUGGUUUGCCUGAGCGAUUUCAACUUGUAAGACACUAAGACCCGUUCCAGUUAUGGAUCUUAAUCUGGUUGGAACCGCCGUCAUUUGCGGUGCAUUUUGGUGAUAUUCGUUUUGCCAUCACCUAUGCUUCAUUCUGUCGAAUGGAAUGGAAGAUCAUUUGAUCA